Molecule: messenger RNA, 480 nt
Organism: Gongylonema pulchrum
Lineage: Eukaryota; Metazoa; Nematoda; Chromadorea; Rhabditida; Gongylonematidae
Source: the annotation of a GenBank genome assembly
AUGCAUUCCGAGGAUCACGAAGUUGUGAAGUUUUCAUUGAAAAGUGUGGGAGCACUGCCUCUUCCGAAAUUGCCGCAGAAAAAUAAGGUUCAUAAGCCGUUUAAGGUUAAUUUUGUGGAGCUUUUGGAAGACCGCAAAGGGAAGUCGAAAGGUGCUGCAGUUAUUGAGUUUCGAGAAAGAGAGUCGGUGCAGCGUUGCGUCGAAAAUUUGCAUCGUUAUCCGCUGAAAGACCGCCUGCUUACCGCCAAGGAAAUCCGAGAUCCUGUUGCGUUUUUCCGAAAAGUGAAAGAGGACACAGGCAUUGAUUUCCUGAACAGUUUGCAUGGCGGAACUGCUGUUGCUGACACCCGUAGCGCAUCCGAAGAGCAAUUUGAGACGUACGGUCUUAGUCCGGCAUUCCUGCGACAGCUGCAUAUAACCGGGCCUUUAACUAAUCGCGUUUUUGUCUCAAAUGUUAGUUUUAAAAUGUGUUGUGCCUGA